Bombina bombina (fire-bellied toad) is the source of this 4038-nucleotide messenger RNA. It is a transcript of the gene PIP5K1A, whose product is annotated as phosphatidylinositol-4-phosphate 5-kinase type 1 alpha. The record is from RefSeq and is a predicted model, not a curated record. Lineage: Eukaryota; Metazoa; Chordata; Amphibia; Anura; Bombinatoridae. The coding region runs from base 885 to 2675 and encodes 596 amino acids. Gene Ontology annotation, molecular function: phosphatidylinositol kinase activity. Gene Ontology annotation, biological process: phosphatidylinositol metabolic process. The transcript has 17 exons.
GUUCUGCGCAUGCGUGUUGCAAUGAGGAGGAGGCGGCAGUAGCGGCUCCGGUAGGAAUUGUUUUGGUGACAUACCGGGGAAACGAAAAAAGAAUGCCUGGCGAGCACACGGGGAGAACUGAAUCAUCCUGGAGACCGGACGGGAGACCCCUUACAGAUAAUGUAUAAAGGGCGAAGUCAGAGUGCUGCAGGCGCUAUUGUUUAAGAGCUAAAGCAGACUGUAGUGUCUGGAAACCAUAGCUAUUGCUAACAUAAACCUAAGGCUCUAGAUACCUCCACGCUAAGGUACACAGGCUUGGAGCACGGUUUUGGGGCACCUCCUCUAAGAAUGUAGAGACCCUAUAGACGUUGAGCCCCACCAGCAAGGACCCUGUUACAUAGGUCUCCUCGAGACCUAGAGGCCCCUGGCGACCAGGCAAGACUGCUGUACACAGUGUUCCUUACCGAGACCAACACUGAAUGUAGGAUACACUAAAGACUUGAUAUUGGAAUUUUGUAAUACAGAAUUGUCCAGUACACAAAAUACCUUAAUUCCUCUGAUAUACAAGUCUCUCACUCUCCAACAGACUGAUACAUAGAGCCACUGAACAAAGAGCAUACCAGUGACAACUGACCCCCUUUGUCAAGAACUGGGAACGUAGCAACUUCUGUAAUAACCCCCACAAAGUUACACCAGCACCUAAACACUGAAUAUGUAGAGGAACCUCAAAAAAACGUUGGUACGUGGAACACACAUGUACUGUUGUCAGCCUACAGGAAUCUGUUGAAAUGUGGACUUGAUGCUCAAGCUAUUAACAAUACACAUUAUAUAAGUUCUAGAAUCCAAAGACUGGAGCUUCUGCACAACUCAGAACAUUCUGAAUACUCCUUUGGCCAUCAUACAUCAUGGCAGCCGCAGCUGCAGAGCCAAUGGGUGGGACCAGCCCAGUGCUGAGUUUUCUGUGCUGUGGUCUGCAGUCCCGCAGAGGAGCUGCCACCCUGAAGAAACCUCUACCUGCUGAGGUGAGGGACGAGCUGGAGAUUCCUGGUUCAUCGGGUCAGUCUGGCACACAGACCAUGAAAAAACUUGGCCACAGAAGUGUGGACUCAACUGGGGAGACUACUUAUAAGAAGACAACAUCGUCUGCCUUGAAAGGUGCCAUCCAGCUUGGUAUCACUCACACAGUGGGAAGUUUGAGCACCAAACCAGAAAGGGAUGUUCUCAUGCAAGAUUUCUACGUGGUGGAGAGUAUAUUCUUCCCUGGUGAGGGGAGCAAUUUGACGCCGGCCCAUCACUAUAAUGACUUUCGCUUCAAGACCUAUGCCCCUGUUGCUUUUCGCUAUUUCCGUGAACUUUUUGGCAUCCGACCAGAUGAUUAUCUGUAUUCACUGUGUAAUGAGUCUCUGAUUGAGCUGUCCAAUUCUGGAGCAAGUGGAUCUCUAUUCUAUGUUUCCGGGGAUGAUGAAUUCAUUAUUAAAACUGUACAGCACAAGGAGGCAGAAUUUUUGCAGAAGCUUCUGCCUGGAUACUAUAUGAACUUGAAUCAGAAUCCACGUACUCUUCUACCCAAGUUUUUUGGGCUGUACUGUGUACAGGCAGGGGGCAAGAACAUCCGUAUUGUAGUGAUGAACAACCUGCUCCCACGUUCUGUCAAAAUGCACCUCAAGUAUGACCUUAAAGGAUCCACCUACAAGAGAAGGGCGUCUCCUAAAGAGCGUGAGAAGGGCUUCCCCACCUACAAAGAUCUGGACUUCAUGCAGGACAUGUCAGAUGGGUUGUUUUUAGACACAGACAUGUACAGUGCUCUAUGCAAGACUAUCCAAAGAGACUGCCUGGUUUUGCAGAGCUUUAAGAUAAUGGAUUAUAGCUUGCUUGUGGGCAUACACAACAUUGAUCACUUUCAGAAGGAAUGUGCCGUGGUGGAUGGGCAAGCUCAAGCAGACUUGAAACGUCCAGCUGCUCAGAAAGCUCUUUAUUCCACAGCAAUGGAAUCCAUCCAGGGAGAGGCACGGCGAGGAGGAUCCAUUGAGACUGAUGACCAGAUGGGAGGUAUCCCUGCUCGGAAUGCGAAGGGGGAACGCCUGCUGCUUUACAUAGGAGUAAUUGAUGUUCUUCAAUCUUACAGGUUCAUUAAAAAGCUGGAACAUUCCUGGAAAGCAUUGGUGCAUGAUGGGGACACAGUCUCCGUUCAUAGGCCAGGCUUCUAUGCUGAGAGAUUCCAGAGGUUUAUGUGUAACACAGUGUUCAAGAAGAUCCCAUUAAAAGCUUCGCCUUCUAAAAAGAGCCGGACAAUGCCAGGCAUCACCCGGAGAGCCACGCAAUCAGCAGUGCCCACCCAGCUGCAGCUGAUAGGAGAAAAUAGACAGUAUUUGAGCACAGAAGGCGAUACAGAGCAAGGGGGACUUUUUGGUAGACCAGACCUGCUCCCUCGAACACCUCCUGUUGAUGAAGCUGCCAGUGACUCCUUGGCAACCACCUUGUCUACAUCAUCACUCGGCAGUGGAGGAUUAAAUUCCCCAGCACAUAGGUCUGUGGGAGUAGAAGUGCACAAAGCAGAAGUGACAGAGGUUGAAUUAAGUACAAAGGGUGCAAAUGCAACAUCAGACAGGUUGGAUGUCCCAUAUGUACCUCACGGACAAACAGGAGAAGAGGAUGCACUGGAUAUCAGUCAAAUAGAGACUGAGAUCUGUUUUUGAACGAAGAUAUGCUGCUGGAAUGUUUCCUCGCUGGAUCAGUGGAGCUUUUGCAAGCUAGCAAGACUUGUUGGCUCUGCCGAGGAGGGAGCGCUGGUGCUGCCCAACUUGUGAUUGGUUAAGCUCAGAAGCUGCCAACGCUGCUGCUCUCAGAAAGACUUUGCUUUCUCUGCUCCUGUUAUGGAAUGAUGUUACUGAGCAGAUCAAAGGCGUCUCGCCGGAAAGUGACGAGAUAGUGGUCUAGAACUCCUCAGAUUUGCCUUAUACUGCUACCCUUUUGUGAAAGGAGUUUCACUUUGUUUUAUUUCUAUUUAAUAUACAUAUAUAUAUAUAUAUUUUUGAAGUAGACCGUUAAACAUAGAACUUGUGCUGUUUUUGACAUAGUGUUGUAAAAACACAGCUUAAACCCCUGAGAAGCACUUGCUGCCUAUCACUACUGGGGCUUCUCCCCCUGGAGAGACGCUGUGACCUCAGCCAUUACAUGCUAUGACUGCACUGGAGGCUUGGGGCUGGCGUUUUGCCACCUUCUGAAUUUGAAAAUUUGAUAAUAUUCCAUGCAAAGAAGAUACAGAUGGAUUCAUUGUUAUACAGCAUUACCAAACCCUAUUUAUGUGCCAAUAAUACCCUUUCCUCCUUGUUGCCUUCAGCAUGUACUAAACCAUCAAAUCUCAGUGUCUUACUAAGGGUCAUUUGCCUCUCCCAGGCUCAGUUGUGCUUUCUGGGAAUGUCUGUAAAAUCACCCUGAUCUUUCCUGCUAAGUUUGGAAGAUCUGGGUACAGUAUGAAUGUCGUAUAAAGGAUACAAAGAAACCUUGAAGAGCAGCUGUCUGGAUUUUGUUGCCUUGUCCAUCAAUCACUUUCUGUGGGUGGGUCCUUCCUUGUGGGGUAACAAUAACCAUUACUGCCUGAUGGGUCAUUGGUUCUAUUUUAGCUGCUAGAUUAUGGUUAAGAGUGAGACCAAAACAAUCCCCACCAAAUACUUCUGGAUGUACAAAGAGACAAACAGGUCCCCCUUCCCCUUUUUUAUAUUUUUUUUAAUUUUUUUCUUCUUUCCUUAAAGGCUCACUAGAUGCAGACAAAAAGGGACAUGGUCUUUUUUGCUCUUCAAACUUUAUUUAUAAGUAAUUUCAUGUAGCCCCAACAGUACAGCUCAUACUAGUAUUUUUUGUUAGUGAAUGAACAAGCUUCCCAAUUUUUAUUAUAUAUUGUACCCAUACCCCUAUUCCUCAUGUUUAGUAUUUAUGGAAGUUUUUAUUUAAGUGUUUUAAUUUCUAAUAUCAGGUGCUCUGUGUGCAGGAGUGGACAGGCAUAUCUUUAUGUACAUAAACUAUACAAACAUGAAUCCAUAAAAUGUUUUAUUUCUGUUA